AUGUUGGAGAUUGGCUGGAAGUACACAAAUGCGUGGCUAGUUGGGAACCUGUUCUGCAAGCUACUGCUGGUGGUGCGAGCCUUCGGGCUCUACCUGUCUUCCAACAUCCUCGUCUGCAUCUCUAUAGAUAGGUUCUUCGCGGUACUAUACCCAUUACGGCUGCCGGUGGCGCGGCGGCGCAGCAAGCAGAUGCUAUACUGCGCGUGGGCAGCCGCGCUCGCUUGCAGCCUGCCGCAGAGUAUCGUGUUCCGAGUGAAGCGACACCCUCGCGUGGCAGGCUUCGAGCAGUGCGUCUCAUUCGACGCGUUCCGCAGCGAGCGGCAAGAGGUGGCCUACACCGUGUUCUGCCUCUGUGCCAUGUACUUCGUGCCUCUGGUGGUCAUCACCGUCUGCUACGUGUGCAUCUUCUGCGAGAUCCGGAGGAGCAGUAAAGAGCUGGAUGAGAAGUGCCCGGCGCGCAGCGGCAUCGCUCACGUGCGCCUGCGCCGCUCGGGCCGCCGCGUGCUGGAGCGCGCGCGACGCCGCACGCUGCGCAUGACCGUCACCAUCGUCGCCGUGUUCGCGCUGUGCUGGCUGCCGUACGCUACCAUGGCCAUGUGGUAUGUGACACUUCAUAUUCACUAA
Messenger RNA from Ostrinia furnacalis (Asian corn borer), 624 nucleotides. Its product is annotated as gonadotropin-releasing hormone II receptor-like. The transcript has 5 exons. Gene Ontology annotation, biological process: neuropeptide signaling pathway. Gene Ontology annotation, cellular component: plasma membrane. Gene Ontology annotation, molecular function: G protein-coupled peptide receptor activity. The record is from RefSeq and is a predicted model, not a curated record. Lineage: Eukaryota; Metazoa; Arthropoda; Insecta; Lepidoptera; Crambidae. Bases 1 to 624 code for a protein of 207 amino acids.